Messenger RNA from Cladophialophora yegresii CBS 114405, 393 nucleotides. RefSeq lists its product as uncharacterized. The annotation marks the transcript as partial. The transcript is spliced from 5 exons. Gene Ontology annotation, molecular function: carbon-sulfur lyase activity. The record is from RefSeq and is a predicted model, not a curated record. Lineage: Eukaryota; Fungi; Ascomycota; Eurotiomycetes; Chaetothyriales; Herpotrichiellaceae.
UGCGCAGCUGUGGCCGUCAAAGUCAACGACGACAACCUCUUCGGCGAACAACGCAGGGGACAUGUCUGUCACUGCGCCAAUUGCAGGAAAGUCGCAGGCGGGAUAUUCGGAACCAACCUCACGAUCGAGGAAGAAAAGGUCGAGUUCCCAAAGGGGAAAGACAACAUCAAGUCGUACACAGAUCCCGACACUCUAAGCGGAACUCCAUUGCAGAGGUGUUUCUGUCAAACGUGCGGUGUCCCCAUCAUGAGCAUCACGCCGCUGUAUAAGGGCAAGGUUGUGCUCAAGCUGGGAUUGUACCCCAAACUCCCCGUCCCGGAAUGGGAAUCCUUUGCGGAACGGCGCCAACACUGGGAAAAGCCCUUCGAGGGCACGAUACAGUAUAAAACAAAG